This is a messenger RNA of Cylicocyclus nassatus, 669 nucleotides long. NCBI's taxonomy places the organism in Eukaryota, Metazoa, Nematoda, Chromadorea, Rhabditida, Strongylidae. The record is from the annotation of a GenBank genome assembly.
AUGAAGAUGAAUGAGGAAGAAUGUCUCCAGACUUGCUGCGUGGAACGCGAUUGCACUUAUGUGCAGUAUGGCCUGAGUCUGUGCACUAUUUUCAAAGAAGGUAAUGAAGUUCAAAGUGGAAUCAACAUGGUGUACUUUGUUGAUCGCCAGCUUGUAUUCCCCCAGUGCUCAUUAUCCAUUGCUUCAACGGCUGAAUUUCAAACAAAUCCGCGACUGAAAGACGGCGCGAUUGAGAUGGAGGCACUUACUGAGCUCAACGACACUGCCUAUAGCAUUGUCUAUCAAUUCGACAAAGACAAUUCUUUUUAUUUUUCACAAGAUGCUCCACUGGAUAGUGACCCUCCUCUGAACGCUUACUAUUUUGCCAAGUAUUCGCUGCCAAACUGUGUUUCAGUUCCUGUCUUUACAGAUGAAAAUGCAAGGAAGUUAUAUCUCGGUGAUACUUAUAACGACACAGGCUAUAACUUUAUGAACGCGUAUGCAUUCACAGACAAAUGUGUCGAUACUUUGCAGGAAAGCUACUAUUGCGUUCCUCUGUCAGAGAACAGUGCUGUUGGCUUUACUUCAACUGGCAUCGAAAUCGAAGCAAAUCUAACGUUAUAUCUGGCAGAUAUCAUCACUCAAGCCGGAGACUACAUGUCCGACUUCUAUGACUGUUCUAAAUCCUAG